CAAACGGACUGACAUUGAACUGAAAGGGGGACGACCAGACGCCUGAUCGAAGCGGAUGACACUUGCGGAUGGCGAAGCGCUGGUAUCGGGAGCGGACGUGGGAUAGGGGGGUACUUACUUUGAUGGAAGACUGCGCGACGAUGGGGGAGGUUCAAGAGAGGAUGAUGUCGUGGUACCACGUGUAUUCUGACACACUGCCACAGGAGAUCCAGUUCGAAGGCCACUUUCGCGUCAACCCCGACGACAGACCCGACGAGUUCUUUGCCGACGGCGAGGGCUUCCUGCGGACCAAACCGAUCGUCUUCUACAGAGAAGUGUCAGACGUGUCGGAAGGUACGCUCGUGAGUGAGGUGAUGGACACACACCGGCAAUCCAAGUGCGUGUAGAUGACACUCUCUCCAUCCUCUGUGUAUGUGUUUCCAUUCAGCGGCCAACGGUGCGCCUGUCAGCGCAAGGGAGAACAGUGGCACAGGUACGUACGUAAGCGCGUGCCGUCCGGGCGGACGGACGAGUGAAUACGUUCGUACGUACGCACAUUCACGUCUGUUUUCUUGUUCUGGCUGGCUGGAUGCCCUCACUCAGCUGUGGUCGUGCGGGCUGGCCCAGUGGGUCGAUGCGACGAGUCUCGAGAACAGGUGGCCAUGAAGGGGGGUAAGGGGCGGAAUGACGAAAAGGUGGAGAGGAAGAAGCAGAGCGACUGUGUUAUCAUGUGAGCUGGCCAGCAGCUCGUCGGCUGCGUGUAUAUAUACAUCUAGCGUUGCCCCUCGGGUGAUUGACCUGACCUUUUCGUUAACUGUACUGGUGUGGGUUGGCUGAUUUCGACGUCAAUUUGCUACAAUGCGCG
Molecule: messenger RNA, 844 nt
Organism: Vitrella brassicaformis
Lineage: Eukaryota; Vitrellaceae
Source: the annotation of a GenBank genome assembly